Molecule: messenger RNA, 794 nt
Organism: Onychostruthus taczanowskii (white-rumped snowfinch)
Lineage: Eukaryota; Metazoa; Chordata; Aves; Passeriformes; Passeridae
Exons: 2
Biological process (GO): proteasome-mediated ubiquitin-dependent protein catabolic process
Cellular component (GO): Cul4-RING E3 ubiquitin ligase complex
Molecular function (GO): protein binding
Source: RefSeq, a predicted model, not a curated record
CCAAUUUUAAGGUGAAUUUCCCCCAAUUUUUGGCCAAUUUUAAGUCAACUUUGGACCAAUUUUUGAGUGAAUUUUGGGUCGAAUUUCCCCCAUUUUGGUCCAUUUAUGUCAAAUUUUGGCCAAAUUUCACCCAUUUUUACUGCAAUUUUUAUGUGAAUUUCCUCCAAUUUUACAACAAUUUUGGGUCAAUUUUGGACCAAUUUUUGACUCAAUUUUGGGUCAAAUUUCCCCCAUUUUGGUCCAUUUAUGUCAAAUUUUGGCCAAAUUUCACCCAUUUUUACUGCAAUUUUUAUGUGAAUUUCCUCCAAUUUUACACCAAUUUUGGGUCAAUUCUGGACCAAUUUUUUACUCAAAUUUGGGCCAAAUUUCCCGCGUUUUGGUCAAUUUCAGCCAAUUUUUGGCCGUAUUUCCCCCGAUUUUCGCCCAAAUUUUCCCCGUGGGCGUGUCCUAACCUGGCUCCUCCCCCAGCGCUCCGGGCCACGCCCCUUCCGGGCGACGCCUCCCUGGUGACGUUCCGUGGCCACGCCGUGCUGCACACGCUGCUGCGCUGCCGCCUGGCGCCGCCGGGGGGCGCUGCGGCCCUGGCGGCCGGCAGCGCCGACGGCAGCGUGCUGGUCUAUGACGCCAUCACGGGGCGUGUCCUGCGGCGCUUGGCCAAUCACGGCGCCUGCGUGCGUGACGUCAGCUGGAGCCCCGAGGGGGCGUGGCUUGCCAGCGCCUCGGUGGGCGGGGCUUGGGGGGAGGGGCGGGGUUUAAAGGGGAAAGGGGCGGGGCUUAAAGGGGAAAAGGGCGGG